Molecule: messenger RNA, 1912 nt
Organism: Cucurbita pepo subsp. pepo (vegetable marrow)
Lineage: Eukaryota; Viridiplantae; Streptophyta; Magnoliopsida; Cucurbitales; Cucurbitaceae
Source: RefSeq, a predicted model, not a curated record
AGUGAUUGAUUAGGUGUUAGCCAUCGAAGUGGGUUUUGGUUUGUGUUCUUCUUCUGCUUAGGUUGUACUAUUUGUUUCCAUUUCUGCACUGCAUUUCUGGUUUCUCAAACCCUGUAGCGAAAGAACCGCUGUGGAAUCGAGGUUAUUCUUAUGGUAAUGGAGUUUCUGAGGGUAUCUACGCGCCAUUUUGCACGCAUUUUUAGGUUUUGCUUCCAUGAUUAAGAUUCUUUGCUCUGACAGAUUCAACUCUCGCUUUCUUUGCGAGUUGUUGUUGUUGUUACUGCUGCUGUUGUGAGUUGUUCUUGCGUGUUGAGGUGUUUUAGUGAAGUGCAGAGGGGCGGCUAUGGAUCCCUGCCCAUUUGUGCGACUCACCGUCGGGAAUCUGGCUCUUAAGGUUCCGGUGGCGUCUAAGCCGGCACGUUCGGUUGUUCAUCCUUCUUCGUCUCCUUGCUUUUGUAAAAUCAAGUUUAAGAAAUUACCGGUGCAAACAGCUGUUGUGCCGUUUAUUCAACCGGAUAAUCAGUUCCCCGAUGGGCAGGUUCAGUCCACGGCGGCUACUUUUCAUCUUAGUAAGUUUGAUCUCGACAAGCUCGCUGGAAAAUCUUUAUUCGCUUCGAAACCGUGCCUCAAAAUUUCAAUCUACAGCGGGCGGAGAGGCACGACCUGCGGCGUCGACUCUGGAAGGCUCUUGGGUAAAGUGUCUGUACCUUUGGAUCUGGCGGGAACUGAAACUAGGGCAACAGUGUUUCAUAAUGGGUGGAUUUCAGUGGGGAAAGAGUCCAAGGAUUCUUGUGCGCAAUUCCAUUUGAAUGUGAAAGCUGAACCCGACCCGAGAUUCGUGUUUCAGUUCGACGGCGAGCCCGAAUGUAGUCCACAGGUGUUUCAGAUUCAGGGCAACAUCAGGCAACCCGUAUUCACCUGCAAGUUCAGCUUCAGAACGGGCGACCGGGCUCAAAGAUCCAGAUCAUUGCCUACAGAAUCAAGCAUUUCAAGGGGGUGGCUUAGCUCGUUCGGAAGCGAAAGGGAGCGCCCAGGAAAAGAGCGGAAGGGUUGGUCAAUCACCGUCCACGACCUUUCCGGUUCACCCGUCGCCGCCGCUUCAAUGGUCACACCAUUCGUUGCGUCGCCGGGUUCCGACAGAGUCAGCCGGUCCAACCCCGGUUCAUGGCUAAUUCUUCGACCCGGAGACGGCACAUGGAAGCCAUGGGGCCGGCUCGAGGCUUGGCGCGAGCGAGGCGGAUCAGACGGUUUAGGGUACCGAUUCGAGCUGAUUCCGGACACGAACGGUGGGAUGAGCGCGGCGGGGAUUGUUCUGGCAGAGUCUGCUCUGAACAUGAACAAGGGGGGGAAGUUCGUGAUCGACCUUGGUGGAAGCUCGAACGGGAGGUCGACGCCGGCGAAUCCGACGUCGCCGGCAUGCAGCCCGAGGAGCAGUGGAGACUAUGGGUACGGACUAUGGCCGUACUGCGUGUAUAGAGGGUUCGUGAUGGGGGCAAGCGUGGAAGGGGAAGGGAAAUGCAGCAAGCCGAGAGUGGAAGUGAGCGUGCAGCACGUGAACUGCACAGAAGACGCGGCCGCAUUCGUGGCAUUGGCAGCGGCCAUCGAUCUUAGCAUGGACGCUUGCAGGCUGUUCUCUCAGAAGCUGAGGAAGGAACUGUGUCAGCCAUCGGAUCUUGUUGCUUGAGAUUCCAUCUCAUCUCUCCGAAAAAAUGGAACAAAACAAGUCCCGUGAUCCUUUUUUCUCUUUUUCUUUUUGAAUGCGUUAGGGUUUUUUAAAUGGCGCAAUUUGUGGUCGAUGGAUUUUUGAUUCCAUCGUCUAUGUGGAAUUUGGGUUCUGCUAACAAACAUUUUACAGAGUUAUUGUACAGUCUGUAAGAGAGUGAGAGAGAGUAGAGACAGACAGAGCACUGUU